Molecule: messenger RNA, 899 nt
Organism: Plectropomus leopardus (leopard coralgrouper)
Lineage: Eukaryota; Metazoa; Chordata; Actinopteri; Perciformes; Serranidae
Source: RefSeq, a predicted model, not a curated record
CUGGGUCACCGAUCGAGAAUCGUUUAUGUCACAGUUGUGUGAGUUGCUUUUACAUAUUACGAGCUACUUUCAAUGGAUAGACCGACCCCACUGGGCCUACUGUGUAGACGCUUUGCACCUGCUGCUUAGGGAUCAGAUCAUAUCGGGGCAGACUGACCACAUCAAACCGGAUGAAACUAGGUCAGGCUGAAUCAAACCAGACUGAGACCACAUCAGAACAAAGCAGACCAGACUGAUCCAGACGAUCCCCGGCCCGUCCAGGAGGCCCGUUACAGUUUCCUAUCCAGUUGAGGGCUCGAGAGUGGAUGGAAGGAGAUGAUUUUAACACAGAGGCUGUGAUGAACAUCUGUGAUGACCUGAUGGCAGACCAAAGGAUGGACAUCUCGUCGACAAUGACUGACUUCAUGUCCCCCAGCUCCACCGACCUCAUCUCCAGCUCCAUCAGCACGCCUGGCAUGGACUACACCCGCAAGAGGAAGGGCAGCACUACUGACUACCAAAUCGAUGGCUUCUCAUUUGAUGAGAUGGACCCAGACAAAGAUAAACUGGGAAGUGACCAACAGGGCCGGAUUAAGAAUGCCAGAGAGGCUCACAGCCAGAUCGAAAAGCGCCGCAGGGACAAGAUGAACAGCUUCAUCGACGAGCUGGCGUCACUGGUGCCCACCUGUAACGCCAUGUCCCGCAAACUAGACAAGCUGACGGUCCUGCGCAUGGCUGUCCAGCACAUGAAGACACUCAGAGGUGCUGCCAACCCGUACACAGAGGCCAACUACAAACCUUCCUUCCUGUCAGACGAUGAACUGAAGCACUUAAUAUUACGGGUGAGUGCUGCACAAAUUCAUUCAAACCUUAAUGUAAGACUCGGGAAAUCAGUUGAGGGAGAACUUCAUUUUCAAUGA